This is a messenger RNA of Prunus armeniaca (apricot), 246 nucleotides long. The record is from the annotation of a GenBank genome assembly. Lineage: Eukaryota; Viridiplantae; Streptophyta; Magnoliopsida; Rosales; Rosaceae.
AUGGCAGAAGUGAAGCUCUUUAGGACAUGGUCAAGUCCUUUUGCUUUGAGAAUAGUUUGGGCAAUGAAACUCAAAGGUGUCCCAUAUGAAACAAUCUAUGAAGAUCUUUCAAACAAAAGCCUUUGCUUCUUCAUUCUUGAAUACAUGGAUGAAAUUUGGAAGGAAAAUCCCUUGCUGCCUGAAGAUCCUCUUGAGAGAGCCGCUGCACGCUUUUGGGCCAAAUUUGGUGAUGACAAGGUAACCUAA